Molecule: messenger RNA, 2655 nt
Organism: Scomber scombrus (Atlantic mackerel)
Lineage: Eukaryota; Metazoa; Chordata; Actinopteri; Scombriformes; Scombridae
Product: rho guanine nucleotide exchange factor 2-like
Biological process (GO): cell morphogenesis; regulation of Rho protein signal transduction; positive regulation of neuron differentiation
Cellular component (GO): ruffle membrane; cytoskeleton
Molecular function (GO): guanyl-nucleotide exchange factor activity; microtubule binding
Source: RefSeq, a predicted model, not a curated record
CGGGCUGCUGCGGGAUCAGAACCAAACCGCUCCUGGGUCAGUGAUCGGUCAUCGAUCAGAGUGAUCGGCUGUAGAGGGAAUGUCCCGGCUGCUGGAGAGCAGGAGGCAGGACAGGAUGAAGGAGAUCAACCUGAAGAACAAGGAGAAGGAGCGCCAGAAGGAGCGCGAGAAGGAGGCGAGGGAGAGGGAGAACAGGUCCAGCAACGGUCACCUGUUCACCUCGCUGACCGUGUCCUCCACCACGCUCUGCUCCUCCUGCAACAGGAGCAUCACUGCCAAGGAGGCGCUCAGCUGCCCGGCUUGUAAUGUCACCAUCCACAACCGUUGCAGAGACAGUCUGGCAAACUGCGCCAAGAUGAAACAGAAACAACAGAAGCUGGCGAUGGUGAGGAACAGCGCUCUGCAGAACGUCGCCAUGCGGACAAAGACUCCGAUGAUGAAGGAGCGCCCCAGCUCGGCCAUCUACCCGUCAGACAGCCUGCGUCAGUCUCUGCUCAGCGGCCGGCGGGUUCGCUCCGGUCUCGGUCUCGCUAAGAGCGUCUCCACCAAUAACCUCUCAGGGUCCACUGAGGACUCAACGAGUCUCAGGAAGAUUCUGUCUCAGUCCACCGAGUCUCUGAACUUCAGGAGCAGAACUCUGUCCAUGGAGUCUCUGACUGAUGAUGUGGUUAACACAGUGGGCUCCACCCCUGCUUUCUCAGGUCAGUGUGCAGAGGACAUGAAGAAGAUUUAUUCAGAGUUCUGCAGUCGACAUCCGAAAGCCGUGAAACUCUACAAAGAAGUUUUUGCUCGAGACAGAAGACUGCAGCAGUUCGUCAGGCGUGUCUGCCGCGGCCCGUUGCUGCGUCGUCAUGGCGUCCAGGAAUGCAUCCUGCUGGUGACCCAGAGAAUCACAAAGUACCCCGUCAUCAUCCAGAGGAUCCUCGACAACACCAAAGGCAGCGAGGAGGAGGCGCAGACAGUGAGCAAGGCGCUGUGCCACCUGAAGAAGCUGCUGAGCUCUGUGGACCAGGAGGUUCUGGAGCUGGACCGGAACAGGCGGCUGCAGGAGGUGCAGGCCCGGCUGGACCCGCGGGCCGAGGCGGAGGUGCGAGGAGGAGGCGCGUUCAGAGGAGGAGAGCUGCUGAGGAGGAAGCUGCUCCACGAGGGGAUGCUCCACUGGAAGGUCCAGGGCUCCCGCAUGAAAGAUGUGAAAGUCCUGCUGAUGUCAGACAUCCUGGUUUUCCUUCAGGAGAAAGAUCAGAAGUUCACCUUCGCAUCACUAGACAAGCCUCCGGUGGUCUCUCUGACUAACCUGCUGGUCAGAGACAUAGCCAAUCAGGAGCGAGGGAUGUACCUGAUCAGUGACUCCUCCCCUCCAGAGAUGUACGAGCUGCACGCUGCGUCUAAAGACGACCGGAGGACCUGGAUGAGCCGCAUCCAGCAGGCUGCUCAGAGCUGUCCGUCCAGAGAUGAUUUUCCUCUCAUAGAGACCGAAGACAAAGCUUUACUGAGAAGACUGAAAGCUGACAUCCAGCAGAAGGACAGGGAGGUGCUGGAGCUCCUGCAGGAGCGAGUCACUCUGUUUUCAGACCUGGUGGAGGCGACAGCUAGAGGAGCAGAAGACGGAGGUCCGGAGCUCAACACCUCCUCCAGGACCUCCUCCUCCUCCUCCUCCUCCUUGCCCAACAGGAACCUAUUCAGAGCCGACACUCCUCACGCUCCUCAGGCCGAGCCGCUGCUCACCAAAUCCAUCUCUGAAGUGGACAAACUGACCGAGCUGAUGUCAGGAACGCACAUUCAGAAAUCCACCGUAACCAAUGGCAACCAGGAGCUCAGCAACGGAGACUCAACUUCACUGAACGGUUCUUUUGAGUUGAGCUCUUCAAAGGACCGAAACGGGAACCAGCUGCAGGAACAAACCUUAAACGAGGCGGUCCGUCAGCGAUUGGUCAGUCUGAGCACGCAGCUGCACGCUCUGCAGGCUGCUGUGAUUCGUCAGGACUCCAUCCUGGAGCUGUGUUUCAGGACCGGCCCCGUCCUGCCCCCCCUCGGCACCCCCGGCCUCCCUGGGUCGGGGGUCCCCCGCAUCAGCCGCUCCAUGUCCCGGGACGCGGGGCUGGACGCCGGCGGAGAGGCGGUGCUGCUGCGGCGGCAGGUGGAGCUGCUCCAGGAGGAAGUGACACGGCUGCGUCUGAAGGGGGAGGGGCCAUCCAGAGAGGAGGGGGGGGAGCACGGGAGGAGGCGGAGCAACGGAGACGUCGGUGAUGUCAUCAAAGGAGAACAGGUGAGCAGGAGGCGGGGCAGCAGAGAGCUGGAGCUCCGCCCCCUCGCCCCAUUGGCCAGCCAGGAGAACGACGACCAAUUAGACGGCGUCCAGGAAGGAAACGAGGAGGAAGAGGAGGAAGUGGUGAAGAUCUCUCCUCGCUCUGACAGCCCCAGAGACCUGCAGGAUAUUCCCGAGGAGAGCGAGUGCGGCGGCGACCCCAGUUAACGUGAUGUCACCGUGAUGUCGCCGUGAUGUCACAGAGAGGACCAGGAAGCGCUCAGGCUUGUGUGUUUGGGAGACGAUGACAUCACUUCCUGUUGAUGUCUUAAGGAGGAAGAAGAAGAAUUUUUUUUAUUUUUUAAACCAAAUCAAAACGAUCACAGCUGCCGUAAAUACAGGAAGUUCAA